This is a messenger RNA of Exophiala dermatitidis NIH/UT8656, 301 nucleotides long. RefSeq lists its product as uncharacterized. Bases 41 to 301 code for a protein of 86 amino acids. The transcript has 2 exons. NCBI's taxonomy places the organism in Eukaryota, Fungi, Ascomycota, Eurotiomycetes, Chaetothyriales, Herpotrichiellaceae. The record is from RefSeq and is a predicted model, not a curated record.
CUCACACAGCUCCACAAGAAUUGAGGGAAACAAGACCACAAUGGCUGCCACAGAUAGGACUUCUCCGCCGACCCUGAAAGAGUCAGUGAAGCAAAGCGACUUCUCAUCCAUCACCGAACCAACGAACACAUCCGGAAAAGAGAAUCUAACCACCACUAAACACAUGAUCUUUGAGCCUCAAAAGUUGGAGGCCAACGAGAAUGUUCGUGACGGGAAUUCCAACAUCAGAAAUUUUCGUUCAAUAGCAGAUCUAAUUUAUUUUACAGGACCAGAGAAGACCAUCGGGGGGAGAUACCCAUAG